AAGCCCAGACCAAACAUGGCAGGACGACCUCUCCGCAUUGGAGACCAGCUGGUUCUGGAAGAAGAUUAUGAUGAGACCUACAUUCCCAGUGAGCAAGAAAUUCUUGAAUUUGCCAGAGAGAUUGGUAUCGAUCCCAUCAAGGAACCAGAAUUGAUGUGGUUGGCACGAGAGGGCAUUGUGGCCCCACUGCCCAUGGAGUGGAAACCAUGCCAGGACGUCACGGGUGAUAUUUACUAUUUCAACUUUGCCAAUGGGCAGUCCAUGUGGGACCAUCCAUGUGAUGAACACUAUCGUAACCUGGUCAUCCAAGAACGAGGAAAGCUGUCAACUGGAGCCAUUAAGAAGAAAGAUAAGAAAAAAAAAAAGGAAAAGAAAGAUAAGAAGGACAAAGAGACCUCCAAAAGUCCCCUGGCCCCGGGUUCCUCAUUAGCCCCAGUCCAUGUUCCUCUUGGGGGCCUGGCUCCAUUACGAGGCCUUGCGGAUGCCCCACCCUCUGCUCUUCGUGGAUCUCAAAGUAUGAACCUGGGAAACUCAGUGGAGUCCAGUCAGCUUGGAGAACUGGUAAAGACUUUGUCUUGUGCUGCUUUUACAAAGGGUCUCUUGGAAUCCAUUCAUGAGGAUAAGAAUGCUCUCAACCUCUUGGCUUUGGGGGAGGAGACCAAUGAGGAGGAGGAGAGUGACAACCAGAGUCUCCGCAGCUCAAGUGAACUUCUUAAGAACCUGCAUCUGGACAUUGGGGCACUGGGGGGUGACUUUGAAUAUGAGGAGUCUCUCAGAACAAGCCAGCCAGAGGAAAAAAAGGAUCCUUCUCUUGAUUCCAAUGCUGCUGGACCCCCUACUCCUGGCAAGCUCUUCAGCCAGGGUGCAGACAGCAGCCUGAGCAGUGCUGAUGGCCAAGAGCAACAGGGAAGAGUGGUGGGCUCUCAGCUCCCAGGAAAAGAACAGAAUGAGAAGAGUAAUACCGGGGUCUCUGGAAGUCAGGACCACAGGGUGGACACAGGGAGCGAUCAUCCUUCCAAAGCCUCUGAAAAGGAGAAACUGAUGGAUCUGGUGGAUAAAGGAGAGGAGAACUUCGAGAAGGAAGAGGAAGUGGAGAAGCUGAAAAGGGAGGCUUCUUCCCCAAAAGAGAAUGGAUCAGUUGCUAGUGAAGAGUCAAACAUCAGUGAACAUGUGAAGGAGCGACAACUCUCAGACUCUGCUGCUUCUGACCCCAAGUCCUUCCUUGACCUGGACUUUGGUUUUCACAGCCGGAUCACAGAGCACCUGUUGGAUGUUAAUGAACUUUCCCCGGUCCUGGAGGGAGCCCACUGGGAGGCCCAGGGACUGGAAAGAGAGGACAAAGUUGACAGCCAGUCCAGCCGAGAUGAGCUGCAGAGCAUGCAGUCCAAAGGCUCUGAGAGGUUAUCUCCCUCACUUUUGCUUGCGGAGUGGCUUCAGAGUCCCCUUCCCAGCCAGGCCACGGGACGAGGGCCUCUGCAGGCCCCUGAGGGGCAGCCUGAGCAGAAGGAGGCAGGGAAGCCUCUGGAGGACUCUCUAGUCAGCUCCACUCUGCCAGUUUCCCUUCAGAGGGAGCGGGUUCCAAGCGCACUUGCAGCCCACGAGAGGGGCAUGGGGCAGCGCUCCCAAGCCGAGGAGCUGGGUCCUGGGCAGGAAGAGGCUGAGGAGCCCGAGGAUCAGGUGGCAGUCAGGCCCACCCCUUCAGUCUCUCCAGAAGUGCAAUCCACAGAGCCUGCAGCUCCCUCAAAGCAGCAAUCAGUGGCUACUCUAAAGCUCUUGGAAGAGACAGUAGCACAAGAACUUGAGCAAGACCAGAAGCGGCUUCUGGAAUUGAGGCAAGAGAAGGUACAGCAACUGCGGGAGAAGCUGUGGCAAGAGGAGAAAGAGGAGAUCCUCCAGCUUCACCAGCAGAAAGAGAAGUCUCUCAGUUCCCUGAAGGAGCAGCUGCAGAAAGCCACUGAGGAGGAGGAGGCUCGGUUGAGAGAAGAAAGCCAGAGGUUGUCUCAGCUCCGAGCCCAGGUUCAGUCUAGUGCAGAGACAGAUGAAGCUCAAAUGAGGGCCGAGCAAGAGGCUGCCCUGCAGAGGCUGAGAGAAGAGUUGGAGUCUCUACAGAAGGCCGAGAGGGCCAACUUGGAACAGAAAAACAGGCAAAUGCUAGAGCAACUCAAGGAGGAGAUGGAGGCUUCCGAGAAGAGAGAGCAGGCUGCCCUGAGAGCAGAGAAGGAGAAGGCUCUGCAGCAGCUGAGGGAGCAACUGGAAGAGGAGAGGAAAGAAGCUGUGGGUGUGCUGGAGAGAGAGCACAGUGUUGAGCUGGAGCAGCUCCGUGCCUCAUUGGAGGCCAAGCACCAAGAGGUGGUUUCUAGCCUCCAGAAGAGGAUAGAGGAAGCUCAACAAAAAGAGGCAGCCCAGCUGCAGGAGAGCCUUGGGCGGAUGGAGCAGCGAGCUUAUCAGAAAGUCCACCAAGUGACUGAGUAUGAACAAGAGCUCAGUGGUCUCCUGAGAGAGAGGCGUCAGGAGGUGGAAAGGGAGCACGAGAAGAGGAUGGACAAGAUGAAGAAGGAACACCAGCAAGUGCUGGCAGAGACCAGAGAACAGUAUGAAGAUGAGGAGCGGAAGCAACGGUCUGAACUUUUGGGUCACCUGACUGGAGAGCUAGAGCGCCUGCGAAGGGCCCACGAGCGUGAGCUGGCGGCCACAAGGCAAAAGCAGGACAAGCAUCUCGAGGACUUACAGCGCCGGCACCAUGAGCAGGAAAGGAAACUUCAAGAUUUGGAGGUGGAACUUGAAACCAGAACUAAAGAUAUCAAGACCACAUUGGCUCAGUUGGACAUUCAGGUGGAGACCGCCCGCAAGGAGAAGCAGCAGCUCCUGGAAGUGCAGAAGCAGGUUGCUCUGGAGAGCGAGGAAGCCACAGCUACCCAUCAGCAUUUGGAGGAGGCAAAGAAGGAGCACACUCGCCUGUUGGAGUCAAACCAACAGCUCCGAAGAGUUCUCGGUGAGCUUCAGGACCAUAAGCUGGAGUUGGAGUCCCAAGUGGAACUACUGCAGACCCAGAAUCAGAGACUGCAGAAACAGCUCAGCAGCCUGGAGGCUGAAGCUCAGAGGAAGCAGGACACGUUGAAAGAGAUAGCAGUCGAGGAGAGUAAUGCUUCCCCGCGCUUAGAGCCGGAUCUCCACAUUGAGGACCUGCGGAGAUCCCUUGGGACAAACCAGAUCAAAGAGAUAUCCUUUUCUCUCUCACAGAGCAAGGAGGAGAACAACUUGUCCAUGGAUAGCAAUCAUAAUGUCCGGCACUUUAUCUCUGCUGAAGAGAUAGCCCUCUGUAAUGCCAAGGAGUUUCUGGAGCAGCAGACACACUCCAUGAGGAGGCGGCAGACAGUUCUGAAGGUUGCCCAGCAGCACUGGCGCCAAGAGCUGGCCACUGCCCCAGAGGCAGCCAGAGACCUGCCAGGCUCCAAGAUUCUGGAAGAUGUGAACAAGAACUUGAAGAAGGAGACCAAGCACCUGGAUGAGAUGAAGUCUGCCAUACGGAAAAGUCAGGACCUGCUGAAGAAGAAGGAAGAGAAGCUGAGGCAGCUGGAGUCCUCUCUUCAGGAAGAGGCCUCAGAUGAGGACACUCUGGGAGGAGCCCCUACCAAGAAGGUGGUGACCUUUGACCUCAGCAACAUGGAUGACAUGAGCAGUGAAAGUUCUGAAUCUUCCCUCCUGCUUCAGAGUGAGUGGUAGUAGCAGCAGGGAAAUGAGCUCACCCCAAGUCCCAGCUUCCCCAGCAAGAUCCAAUACUUGUACAGUUCCCUGCAGUGGAUCAGCAAUGAGAUAAAUGGUGUCCUCAGCAUGCUGAGCAGCCUGAGUGCUCAGCCCCUGCCCCCACUCUUCACUUCAAUGCCGGCACAGUUCUCUCCCCUGGCCUCCAAAGGCACCCCUGUUCCCGCUUACUCCUCUCUGCCCAGAGUCUCAACCCCGGCCCGGCAUAUGCCCAAAUCCACCCGGUGGGCCUGGGACCCAGGGCUGGGUCCCAGGCUCUCCUCUUCCAUAACUCAAACAGUGGACGACUUCCUGCUGGAGAAAUGGCACAAGUAUUUUCCAGCUGGAGUUCCGGUCCUCAGCAGUAGUCCUGCCCCACUGAAGAACAGGCUAGGUUAUGUGUCAGCCAGUGAGCAGCUCCGCCUCCUACAGCAACCCCGUUCCCAGCUGCCUGCGGCGAGCAGCACCAACUUUCAGGUCAUGAUCGAGGCUAACCGAAAGUGGCUAGAACAUUUCAAGAAUGACCCCAAAUCAUGUCUCUUCUCAGUGCCCAAACCGACAGCCACCUCUGGCCGUCUGCAGCUGGGCCUGGAUGAGAAAGAAAGGCUGAAGGUGUAUCGCUAUUAA
Orycteropus afer afer is the source of this 4368-nucleotide messenger RNA. The record is from RefSeq and is a predicted model, not a curated record. Lineage: Eukaryota; Metazoa; Chordata; Mammalia; Tubulidentata; Orycteropodidae.